AUGUAUUCACCAACGUUUAAACCAGAUCCUCAAUCUCCAAUGAUGUCCCCAAUGUCAUUCUAUUUGGAUGAUAGUAAAAACAAUAUUCAACAAUUACUAUUGUCACCCACAAAAUUGAAAUUGGACCCUGUUGGAAAUUCAUCAGUUUACAGAACAUCAUUAUCGAAAUUGAACGAAAUGACAAGAACUGGGCGUUCAAGUCAGAGGAGAAAUUCAGACACUUUCAGAUCAACUUCUCCAAUCAGAUUUCCGUUAAUGAACAAUAUUGCUCCAAAAAUGUUAAAACCAGAAUAUAUUGCAGCACCACAAGCAUCAGCAUUACCAUUGCUAUCAACCUUAAUGAAGCAUUCAUCUAAAAAUACAAAAAAUAUGUCACAAUCAAAUAAUCAACAGAAGACAUCCAGUAACCAAAAUAAUAACAGCAUUCCCCCACCCAGCAAUAGCGAGGCAAAUCCAUUCCAAUCGAGAAUGACUAUAAAGGAAACCUUAGAGCAGAUAAAUGUUCAAAAACAAAGGUAUCAAACCAAAGAAAUUCCAGAAAUGUCAAGCAGGAAAUUUCAAGAUGAAAGGACAGAAAAGUUUCGUAACGUAUCAAACACUGAUAGUACAUUAAGUGGAUCUACUUUAAAUGAUAAUAUCAGUAAUAACAUUGAACCAGAACCUUUAAAGCUGGAACAAAAAAUACAGCAAGAAAUACCAGUUACCCAAGCAUCUAAACAAAACAACAGAAUUGUCUCACAUGGCUCAGCUGGAAACAUUAAUCAAAUGGAAUUCGAUGACAUCCCACAAGAGAUUAAUGUCGACUGUUUGCCAACUGAUAGAAAUGGGUUUGUUCAAUUAAAUAACAAAGGUAAUAGAUAUAGUUUUAUUUCAUCCGCAUCUACUGACUUCGAAAUUGACUGGUACAAUCAACUUCAACAGCAGCAAACAGUUCAAUUACAUCAACAAUCACCAAGAUUUCCUGCACCAUCUAAAUCAGAAAGUGAUGAAUCAAUUAAAAAUGAAUUGAGAAUCAAAAGACUAGAAUUAGAGAUAGGAGAAUUGAAAUUACAAAAUGAAAAACUAAUUCAUUCACUAUUGGUAACAGAAAAGACAGAAAAGGCUAUGUCUCCAAAUUCAGAUGGAUACCAUGUAAGACAUCAUAAGAAGAAAAAUAUGCAAAAUAAAGUUGAUAGAUUAGAGAAAAAAAUUGACCGUUAUAGAUCAAUGAUGAACAAACUAGUAGAUAUGCACUCUUCGAUAAGUGUACAUCAUAACAGCAGCAAUAAUAACAAUCAAUACGGUAAUAUUGACGAAACAAGCUCUGUAAGAACUAGAAUAUCACGUAUUUCUGACGCUGACUUACAAAGAAUCCAAGACUCUGCAUCUUCAGGAUCAUCAUCAUCCGAACUAGAUGAGGAUGAUGAGAAUGAUGAAGACGAAGAAUUAGAAGAUGAAGAAGAGUUAUUAGAGAAUUUAAGCAGAAUAAAUGACUUAAACGACAUGUCAAAUAUAACAUUCAUCACCAAAGAUAGUGAAAAUACAUUAGAACGUCAUAAAUCACUUAAAAGAGAAUCAACGAUCGGAUCAAAAAAGAAAGUAGGAUUUCAUCUAAAUCUACAAUUUGAAAAAUAA
Vanderwaltozyma polyspora DSM 70294 is the source of this 1614-nucleotide messenger RNA. RefSeq names its product Mmr1p (gene MMR1). The transcript has a single exon. The coding region runs from base 1 to 1614 and encodes 537 amino acids. Lineage: Eukaryota; Fungi; Ascomycota; Saccharomycetes; Saccharomycetales; Saccharomycetaceae. The record is from RefSeq and is a predicted model, not a curated record.